AUGGGAGGUCUGCUUAAGAGGUCCAAAUUGGGCUUGGAUAAAGAACAGGGAAUGAUUCACCUGGAAAUCAGCAUCACAGAAGGAAGGUCGCAGUACAUAACUUGUAAACUCCAGAACUGCACAGAAGGAAACAAGGGCAAGCCAUUCCCUGGAUUUAUCAUCCCCAAUUCUCUGGUUGUUCAGGAUGAAUACGUUUUCAUCCAGGUGCCGAUAGGGAUCCAAUCUGUCCAUUACGUGUCCUAUAAAAGAAAUGCUUUCUACCCAAUGAAGCUUCCCAAGUACACAGUGCCAAAGGACCUGCAGAUCAUAAGCACAGACGAUAACCAGGUGGUAGCGGCGAUCCAGGACUGGCACCAGAACGACUCGUACCACCUGUACAUGUCGGAGUCCAGGGGCCUGUUCUUCACACUGAUGCUGGAGAGUGUGGUGAGCAGCGGAGGGCCAGAGGGAAACAUCAUGAUAGACCUGUACGAGAUCACAAGGAAACUGCAGCACCUCCAGAUGACACCACUGAUGGAGAGGACCACAGUGCUGCACCCAGCUGUGAUGAAACAAAGAAAGAAAGGCAGGCUAUCCGUGGUGUUCAGGCAAGGAGGCACUUGGGAAGGAAGCGCAAAGCUGAAGCUUCAACGUCUGACUACUCCAGAGAGGAGAUCAAGCUCCGAGGAGACCGAGUCCUCUGCAGAGAGGCCCAUGGGGAUUGAGCACUCUCAAGAGACACCACAGAUUGAAGUUAUAAAGGGGUCUGGGGUGUUUUGCCAGGCAGAAGCGUGGAAAGCAGCCCGCCUUGCCACCUCUGCUACCGCCAUGGUGCGGAAUCUGCUGCUGGGCACCUUUGAUCUGGAGACUUUGCUGAAAAGCAACCUGAAAGGACCGAAAAAAACCAUCCGUGCCCUGGCCUUAGAACGAAAACUCAAGUACAACAAGGAAGUUGCGAAAGCUCAAGAAAACGAGCUGCAGCGGAAAAUCGCACAUUUGGGGAUCGAGAUGGAGGGGUACAAGGCCACUCUUCUCACCAAAGACCAGCAGGUGGCCUCCCUUCAGAAAGAACUGAAAAAGUCCUAUGCAACCAUCAGGGAGUGGGAAGAGUUUUACAAAAAGUCUUUUCCAGCUAAAAUUACCCCUGAAAAUGCAGAGUUCUAUGAGUGGAAAUUGCAACAAAUGAAGGAAAAGAGAAUCAUAGAUGACCAGAAUCACAAUAAUCGAGUGUUGGCGGAUUUAGAGAAAUAUAAUGAAAACCAGGACAAGUUGAAGAAGAUUAUUGAAGAUCUAACAAAGAAGUUGGACGCAUCUCAGGCGGAUCUGGAUGUAACUUGCUCCAGAGAAAGAGAUACGCAGAUGUCUUUAAACAAAGCCAUGAGAAAAAUCCAAGAGUAUGAAAAGGAGCGCGCUAUACGAGAACAAAUCCUCAAGCCUGGGGGGUGCAGGCUCCUCCGGGGGACAAACUGGAGCAAGCUGAAAGAGCAGGGGCCUCACUUCAUUACUGUACACACUCAGACAUGUGCCGUGGUGAGAUGGUUUCGUUAUGUCACUCUUCUCCUAUGGCAACAGUGA
Molecule: messenger RNA, 1554 nt
Organism: Knipowitschia caucasica
Lineage: Eukaryota; Metazoa; Chordata; Actinopteri; Gobiiformes; Gobiidae
Source: the annotation of a GenBank genome assembly